GUCUUUUCUCUUUGGCACAGGACUAGGACCCACCCUCCUCCUUCUGACCCACCCCCAUCUCUCUUCCUCCUUUUUCUAUGUUCAUUCAUAUAAGUGACUAGAAAUCAUAAAAAAGGCCUUUGCCCCUGUAUGAAGAUUUUCACCUCAUCAAACCAUCACCACCACAAUCGCUUUAUACUACUCUUCAAAUCACCAAGGUCCAAAUAUUGAAAAAACAUUAUUAACUAAUAGCUCGUGUUUCAUUAGUCCAUCCACCAAACUCAUGGAAUUGAGGUUUGAAUACCAAGAAGGAUACUGGAAGAACUCAAGGGGAAUACAACUCUUCACCAGCAAGUGGUUACCUAUUUCUUCUCCCAAGGCUCUUGUUUUCCUUUGCCACGGCUAUGGAAUGGAAUGCAGUACAUUCAUGAGAGAAAUUGGAGAGAAGUUAGCAUCUGUAGGCUAUGCUGUGUUUGGGAUGGACUAUGAAGGACAUGGACGCUCUGCAGGUGUUCGUUGUUACAUAACCAAAUUUGACAACAUUGUUAACGACUGUUUCAACUUUUAUAAGUCAAUUUGCGAGCUCCAAGAGUACAAAGGAAAGGCCAAGUUUUUGUAUGGAGAGUCAAUGGGGGGAGCAGUGUCCCUACUGUUACAUAAAAAGGAUCCUUCAUUUUGGGACGGUGCUGUUUUUGUAGCACCAAUGUGUAAGAUAUCAGAGAAGGUGAAGCCACAUCCUGUUGUUGUUAGCGUAUUGACUGGAUUGGAAGAAAUUAUUCCUAGGUGGAAAAUAGUUCCUACAAAGGAUGUCAUCGAUUCAGCCUUCAAAGAUCGUGCUAAACGGGAAUCGAUAAGGAAAAACAAGUUGAUAUAUCAGGAAAAGCCAAGGUUAAAAACAGCAUUGGAAUUGCUGAGAACUAGUUUGAGUCUUGAAAGCUGCUUACACCAAGUGACACUACCGUUUAUAGUGUUACAUGGAGCGAAUGAUACAGUAACAGACCCAGAAGUAAGCAAGGCAUUAUAUGAUAGAGCUAGUAGUGUAGACAAGACCAUGAAAUUGUACCCUGGAAUGUGGCAUGGCUUAACAUCCGGAGAGCCUGAUGAAAAUAUUGAACUUGUGUUUGGAGACAUCAUAAGUUGGUUGGACAAGAGAGCUUCGAGCAAAGCACGUUUGGAGUCUUUUCUAACAAUUCAAACUUACAACCAUAGUGAUAAUCUUCAUGAGUUUCAAGGACGCCGCUCAUCACUGUAGAAUUAUAAAACCCACAAUGGUGGGCGCUCUGAACCAUGGCCAUGGACUCAUGGUCGUGUUGUUAUGCAUACAAAGCAUUGCAUUAUACGGUGACCAACUUCAAUACUACCUUGGUACAUAAUAUAAUGGAGUCCAAAAUGUUACAGAAACUAAAGCAAAGUAUUUAAGGCUUCAAAAUCAUAUGUUUCACUAAACUUACCGUAGUACUAAAUCUUCGAGUAGGUAAUGUCCGUGAAACAGAGAACCAUACAAGAUUUCGACACCGAUUAUUGACAAAUAA
Messenger RNA from Cicer arietinum (chickpea), 1511 nucleotides. Its product is annotated as caffeoylshikimate esterase-like. The record is from RefSeq and is a predicted model, not a curated record. Lineage: Eukaryota; Viridiplantae; Streptophyta; Magnoliopsida; Fabales; Fabaceae.